AUGUCCUCAUCUGCCAACGACUUUGAAAAAGUUCUCCGUGCUUUUAUUCCGAAAGAGCUGAUUCCGCCAACAUGGAAGUUUGACGAGAAUAAAAAAAGCGUGGAAAACAUCGAAUCUCUUAUGAAAUACGGCCAACUCGGAAUAGUCAAGUCAGCCGAACAGCUGAAUAAGGAUAUCGGUAGCUACAUGUGUUUCCCGGGAGCCCCUCAACAUUUUGACAUGGACCCAGUGGUAUCACCGUGUCCUUACGAUUACGCAAGCUUGAAGAAUACAGUGUAUAUUUACAAAAAGGAUUUGUAUCGGUUCUUCGGUUCUAAGGAUAUUUGCCCGCUGAAACAAUGGCAGAGGUAUGAGAUCGAGUGGGCUCUACAGGAAUGUUUGCAACGAAUGGAUUUCGGGAGUCAUCAUGAGAUGAUCGUGAAACCGGAUAUCCAACAAAUUGCUAGGGACGGCGAGCGGGUUUUGAAAAAAUUGAUGGAAGUUCUCGAAUUAUCCGAAGAUUAUGAGAUUGUUUACGACGACCUCAAGAAAAAUAUGCUGGAUUUCUUACCUGUUGAAAUUAGAGAUACCAUUUCGGAACUUUUUGAAGAAAUAAUCGAGAGUUACCCAACCGAGAAGUAUUCCGUGGAACUAUCACAAAUCGUUACUUGGAUUGGAUUUAUUUUGGAGGCGAUUGAGGUUUAUCUUAGAAAAGAGUCCAUUCACUUGCCACCAUUCAACUCAGUACCCCUCACGAAACCAGUCGUCCGACUCUUCUCGAUUGACAAAAAUCAUUUUGUGAUGGCUCACGAGUUGCUCAAAACGCUCAAGGAUCAUAAUAUAGAUGUGUCUGGAUUCGAGAAGGAAGUAAAUGAAAUGCCAAAGCUAUCAGCAUUCAAUUUCAGAGAAGUUGUACAGAAAGUCGAUAAAGAUGUUAUGAAAAAUUUGGAAUUUGUGAAAAUGGAAGACUUUCGAUUGAUUUUUGCACAGACACCUAUUCCGACAUGCGAUGGAGGGUACUGUACCCUUGCAGUGGAUGCUCUGCGUGAUGUUCUGAUGGAUAUGAUCGUUGCGAAGAAGGUGUUCCAGACAAUUGAAGAUAAGGACUGGAUUCAUAUCAAGAAGUUUUUCAAAUCAAUUGAAUCUUAUUUCGAUCAGACCAGAGGAGUAUACUAUAUCGAUUUGAAGGAUGGCAAGACGAUCAAGGAUUUAUGGGAGAAUAUCUAUAAAACCCAUUUGAAGCGAUCGAGCCAAAAACAAAUGAAAACUUUAAAAAAGACUGGAUUCCCCGUGAAACAUUUAAAAGAAACUCUUCAAUUCUUUGAACUGGAGAAGUGCUUUGAAGGAAUUCUCGAGUAUGCAGCGCCCAUCUAUUUCAAGGUGACUACAGACAAGGAAUCGUCAACUAGUCAUUUGCAUCUAACGAUGAUGCAGUGUCAGGUCAAUAGUCUCGUCAGAAAAGUUCCGAUGCUAUUGAAAUUUAUGCAUAAGCAAGGAGCAUGUGACAGGUUGAGUAUCGUGGGAUGCGAGUUGUGUGAUGGGAAAACACUGGUGGAUGAAUCUGCUCCGAUCACAGAAGAAGAGCCGCUGGCGAAUAAAACGAACCCUCUAUCAUCAGAAGAGACCAAGCCAGAACCAGAAGAAUUGAAUGCUGAAACACCGGAGGAAACUGCUGAUACUAUAGAAAAGCCAUCCCAGAAAAAGAAGAAAUCAAAGAAGAUGAAACAACCCACCCCAUCUGAAGAAGUCAAACCGAAAGAAUCGAAUGCGUGUCCAAAAUGCGAACGAGCAGGAAAGUUCACGCGAGAAGCCAAUGAGAAGUUAAGACUUUCGAAGAUUGAAGUGAAGCAACUGAGGAAGGAUCUUAUCAGAAAUCAAUUGGAAAACGAGGAAAUCAAACAGAAAGUGAUGGAUAAGGAUGAGAGAAUUCGGAUGUUAGAGAGACUUUUGGAAGAGAAGGAUGACGUCAUCAAGGAGCAGGAAGAGAAGUUGAAGGAGCAAUCGGCAGUGAUUGAAGAUCUCCGGAGAGUUGAGGAGAAAGAAGACAGUCAAACUGCAUUUAAUGAGGAAGCUGAAAAGAUUGAAGACGUCAAAUCCAGCCUUCUGGCUAUCAAAGGAAUUCUUCACACUGAAAGUCCUGUCACCAAAUGCACUGAAGUAGUGAACCGGCUCAUCAUGAACACCAGAAAUGAGGAAACCAAACAAAUGGCAGGAAUGGAAAUGAGAAGAUUCACCAAGGAGGCUACAGAAUAUAUGGACGGUGUGGAAGAUCGACUUGCCAUGAUUCAAUGCAAUCAAUUCAACGCAGCCGAAGAAAUCCCAGAGCUCCCGGAGUUUCCUGUAUUCUCUCAAGGAUUUCGAAGCAUUUAUGAGAAUAUUAUGAAGUCGAGACCGCCCGUGAUCUGUCAACAACUCCUAUCAUUGUCAGAAAAGGUUUCUGAUGAGCUAGAAGACACCGAGUGUGUGAUCUGUCUUAACAACAUGGACUUGGAGGAUGAGACGACAAAAUGUGGGUGUUGCAAGAGGAGAUAUCACAACGGAUGUAUUCAAGAUUGGCUGAAAGUGAAGAUGACUUGUCCAACUUGCAAUUCUGGACUUCUAGAUGAGGAGGAGUUUCCAGUGUUGGUCUAA
This is a messenger RNA of Caenorhabditis remanei, 2610 nucleotides long. RefSeq lists its product as uncharacterized. Gene Ontology annotation, biological process: innate immune response. The transcript has 2 exons. Gene Ontology annotation, cellular component: membrane raft. NCBI's taxonomy places the organism in Eukaryota, Metazoa, Nematoda, Chromadorea, Rhabditida, Rhabditidae. The coding region runs from base 1 to 2610 and encodes 869 amino acids. The record is from RefSeq and is a predicted model, not a curated record.